This is a messenger RNA of Phaedon cochleariae (mustard beetle), 5886 nucleotides long. NCBI's taxonomy places the organism in Eukaryota, Metazoa, Arthropoda, Insecta, Coleoptera, Chrysomelidae. The record is from the annotation of a GenBank genome assembly.
AUGCAGGGGAAGGAGGGCAGACCGAGGAACUUGGGCAGGGGCGUGAGCAAGCCGAAGAAGAACACGGUGGCUUCGCUGUUGGCGCAGAGCAGGGCGCUGGGCAUUAAGCCCGUACCGAUGCUCGAUCCGAACAUCUCGAUGAACCAGCAGAUGAAUCUGCUGAAAUCCAACAUCCUGGCGGCGCAACAGUACUUAUCGGAGACGGCAGGGGGCGGCGGAGGCGGCGCAGGCGGCGUCGCCACCGCCGCCGACGAGAAGGCGCUCAACCGGUUCAUACAGGAGAAGCUCAGGGGCGCUCUGAGCGACUCUAAGAUGGAGGCGGAGAUGAUGACGACAGCGGCGGCGGCGGCUGCCAAGAGACAGAAGCACUACGAUGAAAGGCUGCUGCGGGUGCCGCUGGAAAAAGGUUGGAAGAGAGAGACGAUCAUCCGCGGCCUCACCAAGUCGGGCGGCCUGCGCGGCGACGUCACCUACGCGGCGCCCGACUCCUCCAACAAGUUCAAGCAGAUGUCGGACGUGACGCAGUACCUCGACUACCAGAAGACCAGCGACCUGACCAAGGACCACUUCACGUUCAGCUGCCGCUGCAUCAUCGGCGAUUAUCUGCAGCCGGUGCCGCCCGAGAUGCAGGCCGAGGGCGGGGAGUUUGUGCAUCUGAGCGAGGAGGAUGUCAUAAGGAGGCUGGAGGAGCUGAAGUCGGCGAUGCGGACCAGCCUGCCGGUCGAGCAGCGCAUCGAGAUGGCGCGCAGACAGCAGGCGGCGCGAGCGGCGGCGCGCUCCGACAGAGAACAGGCGCGCAUGCACAAGGAGCUGGAGCGAUCGGAGCGACAGGAGCAGGCGCGUCGGGAGCGAGAGGCGCGGUCGCAGCAGGCGAUGGAGGCUAAGCGAAAGCGUCAGGAAGAAAUGGAAAGGCACAAACACGAAGAGCAACAACGAAAACAGCAGGAGAGAGAACUGAAAAGACAGCAAGCAGCUAUGUUGAAAGAACAAGAACGCGAACGGCGUCGCCAGCACAUGGCGCUGGUCAGGUCGUUGGAGAGCAGACGGAAGCUGGAGGAACGCGAGAAGAAAAAGCAGCAGCUGCUGGCCGAGAAGAUGGCCAACAAGGAGAAGAAGCUGGAGCAGCGGCGCGUCGAGCUGGAAAUCCUGACGGAGAUAAGGAGGCCGUGCGAGGACUUGGAGCUGGAUCAGAACGUGCUGCCCGACUACGAGAGAAUACCAGGCUUGCGGUUGUCGGGCAAAGCGUUUUCCGACACACUGAUGGUGUUCGAGUUCCUGCACAACUUCGGCGAGACGCUGGGCUUCGACAUGGACUCGCUGCCGACGCUGGCGGCGCUGCAGCGCGCCCUGUUGCCGAGCGAGCACUCGCAGGAGGCCGAGGACGAGCUGUUCUCGGUGAUGACGCAUCUGCUGGUGUGCGCUAUCGAGGAUCCCGGCAUACCCAAUCCGGCGAGGUACACGACGAUGCUGGGCCAGAGCCUGCGCCAGGCGGACAUCACCCCCACCAACAUCUCGGAGAUCCUGCGCAUCUACCUGUACGCGAACGCGACCGGCGAGGUGAAAGCCUUGACGGGAGUGCACUUCGAGCGCGACAGGGAGAAAAGGGUGGCCGAUCAUCAUCAGACCGACGACGAGAUGUCGGUGACGCAGGCCGGCAAGAACGCCAUGUACUACGAGGUGCUACACAACAACCCCACAUACAAACUGAGCGACCUGCUAAAGCACAAACCGUACAUGUCGCUGUCACCCACCACGAAGGUGGAGAUUUUGGCGUUCAUCUGCAACGAGCUGUUGCAAAACAAGGCGGUCAUCAGGCAGAUCGAGAGCUCCUUGGAGAGUUGCGCCCAGCAGAAGAAGGAGAAAUGGCUGUUGGACAUGAAAAUUAGGAAGCUGAAGAUGUUGCAUAACAGGAAAGUGAGGACGGAGGCUAUGGAAAAAGCCCAAGUCAAAUUGGACGGUGACGAAUCUGCCGUAGAUUCUCCCUCCCUGCACAAGGACUAUCUCUUGGAUGAAGAGGAGAAUGAAAUGAGCGAAAAUGAGAGCGUUGGAACUCAGCCGGAAGAAGAGGAGGACAACAAACUGUCUGGCGAAGAACUCGGCAAGAAGCUGGAGAAGCUCGUCAAGACCUCCGAAACGCAUCUGCAGACCCUCAACACAGCUUCUCUGCAGCUGAGAGCCAUCUGCUUCGGCCAGGACAGGUACUUCCGUCGCUACUGGUCGCUGCCGAAGGCCGGCGGCGUUUUCGUCGAGGCGAUGGAGAGCGCCGAUCCCGAGGAGUUCGAAGAGCAACUGAGGUUGGACGGGCUCGAAACGUCGACGACGACGACGGCGACGAACGGCAUUAGCUGCCUGAACGAUCUCGACGAGAUUCGCGACGGGCUGGAGGAGAUCGACGACGCGAACGACGACAAGGAGGUCAGCCGUUUGGUGGGCACGGAGGAGAAGGAAACCGAGAACAACCCCGACCGGUCGGACAACCACGCCACCGACCACCGCAAAACGCCCAACAGACUGUCGUGCUUCGAGAACGGCGAAUCGGUCGACAAGAGCGAACACAACCUGGCCGAGCUGAAGCGUAGCGUCGACGACAUCGUGCAGAAUCUCGAACGCACCUUGGAAAUGGACAAGGAGAAGAGGUCGAGCGAGUCGCUGGUUAAUCAGAGGUCGAGCGAGUCGCUGGUCAAUCACGUCAAGGAGGAGAGGGUGGAGGAGGAUGAGGAAGAGGAGGAGGAGGAGACGCCGUUCGGCAGCAAGAAGUUUAAUUUGUUCGAGCGGUUGGGGCAGUGCAUGGAGAGGGAGAACAAGUCAGAAGAGGAUCUGAAGGCCGAGGUGGGGGCAGAGGUCAAGGAGGAACUGAAAAAGGAAAUCCUCAACGAACUGAAAUCGGAGAUCAAGUCGGAGCUCAUAAAACUCGAACCCAAGUACGAACAAGCGACGGACGCCUCUUCCGAGGACGCCGAGCACCGCUGGUUCGGCAUCCUGCCGGCGGACGGCGCCACCUGCGAUGGCGUCCAUCUGACAGCCGGCAGUCGGUGGGAGAACGGCGGCGUAGGCGCCUGUACGAGGGACAUCACCGAGCUGAAGAUACCGGUGUUCCCGCCGCCCGGGGCAAAUUCCACAGGCAACUACCACAAUUCUUGCGACAGUCCUGCUCCGCUACAGAUGACGGCAGACGAGAGCGCUCAAUUAGAGCACAUCAAGAAGCACGGGAUGCCGAGGCCGAGCGAGAAGAAGAGGGUGCCCAAGGAUAAGAGGUACGGCUGGUGGCGCAUCAUCGACCCCGCCCACCUACGCCGCGUCCUGGACGCGCUGCAGUCGCGCGGGGCACGCGAACGCGAACUCAAACGCGCCAUCGUCGGCGUACAACAAUCCAUGUACGAGGGCGGCGGCGGCAACAAGGGGCGGCUGUUCGUCGAGCCGGGGCGGCCGGAUCUGGUCGACUUGGUCGCCGGUGACGACGAGGAGGAGGAAGAGGAGGGGGAGGGUGAGAGAGGGGAGGUGAGGAUGGAGGGGGACGCGCCGCGGCCGGACGGAGCGGCCGAGUGGCGGCCUGGGGUGGCGAGGCGUGUGGAUUUGUUCUUGUUGGAGCAGGUGGAAGCUCUGGAGGACAAAGUUGCCAGUGCCAGCAUGCAGGUGAAAGGUUGGAAAAUUCCCAGCAGGGACCUCGGAGAGAUCCCCUACAAGCAGAUUGUGAGUGUCGCUAAGGAAAGGUUAGCCUUUCUGGAACUCAACAUCGAAAGGAGGUACCUGAAACCGCCAUUAGGAAUAAACACCGGUGACCCGAACCUGGCGGCCAUGUCGCAAGAAUCCUGCGCCGUCUCGAGCGCCAGCAGCGCCACCUGCGGCGCUGCCGGCCAAUCGUCGCCGGGCGGCCUCGCUGGCACCGACCUCGACGUGCCCAAAGGUCUGGCAACGUGGCGCGAGGCGAUCAACAGGUGCUCGACGUCCGCCCAGCUGGCGAUGUGCCUGUACGCGCUCGAAGGGUCGAUCGCCUGGGACAAGAGCAUCAUGAAAGCUAACUGUCAGUUCUGUCAUAGCGGAGAUAACGAAGACAAGCUGUUGCUCUGUGACGGGUGUGAUAAAGGUUACCACACGUACUGCUUCAAACCUAAGAUGGACAAUAUUCCUGAAGGAGAUUGGUACUGCCACGAGUGCAUGAACAAGGCGACCGGCGAGCGCAACUGCAUCGUCUGCGGCAAAAAGUCCUCGUCGACCUCGGCCAAACUGGUACCUUGUGACCUCUGUCCCCGAGCCUACCACACCGACUGCCACCGACCGCCGUUGCCGAAGUCGCCGCGCGGCAAGUGGUACUGCUCGAACUGCGUGGGCCGCAAACCGCACAAGAAGACGCCUGUCAAAAAGAACCACAAGGCUGCGGGGACGAGGGAGGGGGAGCAGUCUGGCGAACUUACGCCUUCCAGUCCCGCGCCGUCCCACUGCUCGACCGCCACCAACGAAGACCUGCCGCCUCCUGUCGGCGGCGACCCGUUCAACUCCAGCAUGGCCAACGCGUGCUCGCCCUCUGCCGUCUCGACGGCUCCCUGCCCCCCGUCCGCCGCAUCAGCUGCAGCCUCCUCCUCCCCCUCUGCCUCCGUCAGCUACGCUCCGUCGGCAGCGGCCGCGUUGGCGGCUAGCGCUGCGGCAGCGGCGACUGCCAGCGCUAACCUCAAAAAGGAGAAGGCGAACCACAAGCGACUGAUGCGCGAGCUGGCCCCCUGUCGGGCGCUGCUGGAAGACCUCGAGUGCCACGACGACGCGUGGCCCUUCCUGUUGCCGGUGAACACGAAACAGUUCCCCACCUACAAAAAGAUCAUCAAGGUGCCGAUGGACCUGUCGACGAUCAAGAAACGGUUGCUCGACAUGCAGUACAAAUCUCGCGACGACUUCUGCACCGACGUUCGACAGAUAUUCAACAACUGCGAGACGUUCAACGAGGACGACAGUCCCGUGGGCAAGGCGGGACACUGUAUGCGGCAGUUCUUCGAGCAGCGGUGGACCGAGCUGUGCUGCGCGCAGCAACCGCAGCUGCCCAGUUGAAGGUCGCCGCAAGGGGGCCGGCGCAGGUCGAGUGCUCGCUGAACGAUGCGAUUUUUCUGUCGAUGACGAUACAGGUAUUUUCGGUGUGUGAUAUGGGACGCGCGGGACUAUGUGAGAGGGUUGUGUGUGUGUUUUGGGGAAGGGGUGCGUCGUGAGUACGGGGUCGGGGGAGGGGGUUCCGGAAUACCUGUGCUCUGCAGCUUAUUUUUCAGCUCCCUAAUGGGAAUAAUCUGUGUCAAACCUAUCAAACCAUAGGCAUAUAAAAAGAGGGGAGACUAACAUGUCAUUCAUAGACCACUAGUUGUUUACAAUCAUACAUACUCCCAGAGUUUCAGAUGAGUUAGAAAGAUGGCAACGCUGUAAACUGUGCGUCAAUGUUCACACUUUUCUUAACCAGUCGCGUAGGUUAAGCGAGGGGCAAGACAAUUGUACUAUAAUGACAACACAAUAAAUACCAAUUGAAAAAUUUUUGGGUCUCAUCUUUCAAUUUUAAUAUCAAAUAUUCAUAGUUUUAGGUACGUACCUAAUUUUGAAUCAUCAUUCAGUGGAAUUUGAACAGAAGAAACGAGGUUUCUUGCAAUAACUCAGUUAAAUAACCUGCGAUAACUACACCACUACUCAAGUUAAAAAAACAUAACCUUACUUACCGUCGAACAACAAAUUUGGGGUUUGAAUGGUGAACUCUUCCACAAUCAAUGAACUGGCGAACCAUAAUUGACUUUUAAUAAUUGUUUCCAUAUAGUUUUAUAACAAGAAGAAUCUAAAACUCAAUUGAAAAAAAGUCCUAAAAUGGUAACAAACACCAACACAACAACACUGUAACGUCGGAUUUUGACAUAUGUGAAUGAC